Molecule: messenger RNA, 581 nt
Organism: Phyllotreta striolata
Lineage: Eukaryota; Metazoa; Arthropoda; Insecta; Coleoptera; Chrysomelidae
Source: the annotation of a GenBank genome assembly
UUUUCGUUGAGAAAUUUACGAAGUGACGAGUGUACUUGCUAUCCAUCAUACUUCUCCAUCUUCAUCUUCAAAAUGUACGAAGUGGGAUGGCUCCCUUCGCGCCUCACCUGUCCGAACUGUCGCAACGCCGUCUCCACCCGCGUCGAUUUCAUCCCUACCGAUGAAGCCCUGUUGCUGGGCACGUUGCUGGCGAUUUGUUGCCUCUGCUGGUUGCCCGCCUGCCUCACGUACGCCAAGGUAGCGAGGCACAGGUGCGGCGCAUGCGGAAUCUUCAUCGGAGACAGCGCGCCGCUUAAGGGGCUCGAUGGGUGCCGGUUGGUUCCUCUGCGUAGGCUCGGUACUUUGGGUUAGAUUUAGAUGGAUCUCGCGCUUGGUACUGGUGUAUUAAAAGCUCGAAUAAAGGUCGGUUUACGCGUUUGGUAUUUUCUUCAAUUUUUGGUGUACUUACUGCAGAUGAUUGUUGAUAGGUACUGCUUCGUGGUUGGUACUAUACGUAUAUAAUCUAUAACUACUCGUAUGUAAAUUACAUAAGAAAUAAUACAAUAUAAAAGUUUUGUAUAAAUAAAUGGAUCUAAAACAUA